Messenger RNA from Homarus americanus (American lobster), 5140 nucleotides. It is a transcript of the gene Slob, whose product is annotated as slowpoke-binding protein-like. Bases 22 to 1398 code for a protein of 458 amino acids. The transcript has 11 exons. The record is from RefSeq and is a predicted model, not a curated record. NCBI's taxonomy places the organism in Eukaryota, Metazoa, Arthropoda, Malacostraca, Decapoda, Nephropidae.
CGAAUCGACAAGAACUGGUUCAUGAUCCGCGACUCCUCGGUGAAGACGGAUCGCCUCAUGACCCUACAGCCCUUCGACGAGCAGUGCCCCUUCCCCGUCACCCAGGGCACUAGGGAGGCCCUCGUCGAGCUCUUCCAGGCACUCCACCACCCCUACAUCUACCCAGUGUUGGAUGUAGACUUCGCCAACAUCUCUUCUCACACAUAUGUCAUCACUGUCAUCCCACACAACGCUAAGGGCACUCUCAAGGACCUGAUCUAUAGGAGCCACUGGCAGGACGACUGGAGUGAGAAAUACCAACAGAGAUCAGCUGGACUGCCAGUGUCACAGGUACAGCGACUGGGGCGACAGGUGCUAGAAGCUCUCCUCUUUCUUCAGGACCGAGGCUUUCCCCCCUGCGGUCACUUACACUCAGGCAACGUCAUGCUUCAGAACGGCGUCGCCAGAUUAUCCGGGGUGGAGAACACGCUGCUGGGCCUCACCUCCAGGAUCUACCCCAUCAUCAAGCGGCGUCUCAGAGAUAACAGGGAUGCCAUCGAUUCCGUAUGCUUCGGUCACGUCAUGUUUGAGAUGUGUGCGGGGUACGAGCUGUCCUCUGCCCACCCUACUGCCAAGCACCUGGAAGACAUCUCCACUUACCCACAGGUGGUACAAGUGUUGGAGUACAUCUUCGGUAAUGGUGACCAGUACCCAAGCGUUGAGGAGAUCCUCUGCCUGGAUUUCUUUCGGAACCUGGACCUGCGGGAGAUGCGAGCUGCCCCCCUGCCGUCACAGUUCCAGAUAAGGUACUCACCAAUGAUACGGAAUAUUCUCAAAGAGGUCCGAAGAUUCCAAAAACAAAGGAGUGUGCAGCGCCGUACACGUUCGCUUAGUCGAGGGGACACACUAGACGGUGACGGUGGCUACUUCCGUCGUGAUGCCAGACGCGGGCGACGUGGGGGAGGCACAGCCUCGGGCGGUGAGGGAGGAGGUGACACACCCACAAGUAGUGAGGCAUCAGCGAGUGGGGCUGGGGGUGGUGAUGACAGUAUGCCUCCAACCUCAGCUUAUAACACACCAACAGCCUCCUUAGCUGCCCUCUCCUCACCUACCUCUGAUGUUACACCUUCCCCUGAGAAAAGUGUGCUUGAGCACCCUACGCAUCGCCUCUUGGAGGUAUCUUCGCCUCAACGGCAGCACCCCAGCAUCUGCCAGGAUGUGUUCCACACACCGCCACACACGCCGCCCACCCCUCAAAAUCACCCAAUUAGAGCCAACCAUAUCAGCCAAGCCCACAACGACCGCCCACUUACAACGACGCGUUAUCCGCCCAGAGACUCACGCAGUACCCAUUGGUCGAACACAAACCAUUUGACCCAGAAUGGUCAUGCGGGUAGGCGAGGACAGCCAUGGACGUGACCCAGUUGUAGUCGUGAUGUGUCCAUGAUCCUUAACUCACUGGUUGUACCCCUACCAUGGCUCCCUUUCAGUAGUUACAUCUCAGCACUUUUUACUUAGAUUCUUUUAGUUGUGGGUUUAGUGAAACAAGAUGAGAGUAACUUAUUGGUUUUACAGGGCAUCCGCUAGGAACUGGAGAGACUUCCCCCCUCCACCGCAUCCUCACUCACCAGUGGUUAAAGGCAGAGAGUGAGAACAGUGACAUUACUAGCUGAUAAAGACAGUUCAUAGAGGUGGAGUGAACCAAACAGCAGACAAAUCAAAUUAAGUUUUUAUAUGUGAUUUUGUUUUUUUUAUUUAUUUUAUAUUUGUUUUAGUAAAAAUUGGAAUUAUGUCUUGCAGUAUUCUGCCCUGGAAGUGAUUGUACAGUGAAAAUUAGGACCCAACUUGGGAUUAUACUAAGAUAUAGGAUUUUCCCAGUGACUCAAAGGCAGGACUGCUAGUGAUAUUAGGCAGCAUUGCCACCAUGCUCAUCCUCACAGCAAGAACUUAAAGUGUUUGCUGUUACCACAUCCAUGGUAUUCAUCACUGCAGCAUGUUACCAUUUAGUGCUGUGUGAAUUCUUUUGCUGUUAAAUGGCAGCUGCAUCACCAUGAGUGCUGUUCCAAUGCUGCCACUUGUUUUGGUCCUUUGAAGCACCAGAAACAUUUCUGUCCAGAACUUUGAAUAGUGUUUCUUCGGUUUUGUGUCAUAUUUGUAUAUCUUACAUUCUAAUCACAUCAUUGCAAUAAUAACUUAUGGUUAUAUUUAUAUAUUGUAUUUUAAAGAGCACCAUGUGAUGGGCCAGACAUUUUAUGCUGCAGUCUACAGUGUGUUUUACUUAUAAUGGUAGAAAGCUAAAUAUAACAUUGUUAGUACAAUAUUUACCACAAGACUUAGCUUAAGCUAGAAGGAUUUGUUUAUUUCUAAAAUGAUCUUUUUAGCCAAGAGAACUUCUUAUACUGUUAAGAAGAGGGGAAGCAUGUGGAUUUCCAUUUCCACAUGUCAUUUGACCAGUGCUAUACAGUUGCACCUUUCAUAUACCAUAACAGAAAUUAAAUAUUACUUAAGAAUCAUAUGUAUUAUGUACUAUUGGUUGGGGGAAAGUCAUGAAAAAACAGGAUCUUAACAAAGUAAAGUGAGGUCAUAUUUUAAGCUGAUAUUAAGUGAAUGUAGUAGAUCAUUAGACAUCAGCAUCUGAUUGAAAUAUUAGGAAAAGUUUAUCAGAUCUUUGGCCCUUUAUAAUACAGUUCAGGGAUGGAGGUAAAAGGAAGUACUUCCUUCCUACUGUCACCUAAACUUAAGAUUCUUAAUAAGUACGACGCCUCGGUGGACCUCUCUAUUGGUAGCAUCCUCUGCAGAGAACACCUUUAUAUAAUUUGUUCCAAGAAGAUUUCAUUCCUGUCCUCCAUCACCAACUUUAGAAAAACUUCACCAGCAGCUGAAGAUGACAUGCCUUUUGCUUCCAAAGAACAAGUUCUGUAUUACCAACUGAAGACCAAAAGUUCCACUUGAAAUUUAAAGUCUAAGCCCAUCAGUUGCUGCUGGUCACAUUUAUAUUAGCAGCUGAAUGCAGAGACUUUGCUAUCAGGAGUUGAAGACCCAUUUACACUCCUAGCAGGUGAACAUCAUGUUCUACAAGCAACAAACUGAAGAUAUUUUUACCUGUACCUGAAGACAAAGUUGCCUCUUCAGAGAAACACCAAAUUUCACCAGUCAUUUUUUACCUGUAACUGCAGGCCAAAUUUCAUCAAUGAAAUGUUCGAUAUCUUUAAACCUUGUUAAGAAUUGUUUCACUAGUAACAGAUAAUACUAAGUUUUCUGAAGCAGGUGAAGACCAAUUUUUUUUUUAAUUUUUGAGGACAGAGUUCUUAUGCCAUCUGCAUAGAUUAUGAUGCCAUCAGUAGCAGAUUACUGUACUCUAGAGGUCCUCUGGGCACUGGCAGGAACUGUACUGUAGUCUUUAGUUCUCACCAGUAACUGUAGAAGCCACCUGGUCUCCAACAGUAGCUGUGAAAAUUAUAAGACUCCUCUAGUAGCUGAGAGAUCCCCUGACUUCCACCAAUAGCUGUAGAGGUCAUCUGGCUUUAAAUAUUGUCUUGGAAAAAUCUUUAAGGCUUGAUAAGUCUUGUGGGUGGUGGCUGUAGCUCAUCCAUUUCACUAUAGCUCAAGGGUUUUGUAAAAACACUAUGCAAUUAUUUCAUGUUAUGCUUAUAGAGUUAUAAAACUUCUAUCUUUUAGAAAAAGUUGAUCAUGUAGGACAUAGUAUUGUUAGAAAGGAUUUAGAAACUAUAAUACAGUGUAUUUCCAGAGAAGGAAUCAGCCAAAUUAUCUUCUCGUUAUAUUUUAAGAAAGUUUAAGUGAUGUUUAGUUUGUCAAGAGGAUAGAUUUCUGUUCAAAAAUUUAAACUUUAUUCAUCACCUUUUUGUAGAGGCCUCCAGAAUGAGUGUAUGCUAACACAACACACUUUGAAAUACUAGAAAUGAAUUGAGAGUGUGGAGCUUUUAAGUCAUUCAGUAUUUUUCAAGUAUUGAAAGUGUACGUUUUUUGUAUUUGAUUAAAUUUUUGAAAUUGAACCAGUAAUUAUACAUAAUGGCACCAUAAUCUUCAUAUUGAAUUUCCCAACAUGGAAGAUUGACAACCUAAAUCACACUGUUCAAUGUUUUGGUAAGUGAACCAGAAGUGUUUUAUUUUUAUAUUUUGCUGUGAUCUUAAAGCAUCUGUUAUGGUAAUUGUGUUUUUGUAAAAAAAAAAAAAAAGUUAUCACCAGAAAUGUUCACAUAAAUAUAUAUAUACAGCUUCACUUGUAAAUUUGCAGUUAUAACAUAUAUCUAUCAAACCACAAAUACUCUAAAUGACACCUUAGACUUUACAUGAAUACCUUGUGUCUUGGUCUUUUCCUCCAGAUAUUCAUACUGUCAACAAAGGUGACUAUAGUAGUCAGUAUAAACUCAUACAUUUAGUACUUGGUAGUGAGUGAGAGCUCUUAUAAAGGGAAGUCUUGGUUAGAUAUGUACUUAUUGCAGGCUUAGUGGACCUGAAAAUGAUUGUCUGUUUUUGCUGUUCAGUUUACUAUGAAGGAUAUCGUGUGACAGAAUUAAUAGUCAUUGCAAAGGUUCAGUUAUAUGUUGACAAUUAGUUAAAACAUUGCAGUAUGUGCAUACACACUAACACACACAUGUGCACAUGCACUUACACACAUAGUCCCACACAUGUAGCUGUACACUCACUCAGGAGACCUUAACUCUGAACACUAUUGUUUCAUAUUUUUAGGUUUAUGUUGGGGUAGGUCAUUAAACAUUGUCAUAGUCUUGGUAAAAAAACCAAAACAUUUGCUGAUUUCUUGAUGUGUGCUGUCUAUUGAACUUGUAGCCAUUAUCCAAGGUGUGAAUGGUGCAUCCACAGCUGUCCAGAUAAAUUGCAUUGCUCAUGAGCAGCUGCUCACCUAGGCUUUACGCUGUAAAUGUAUAGUUACGGUGUGAGGUUCUUCAGAGAAUUAGGCUCUUCACUGUAUAGUUUUGAAGUUAGACAAUGCAUUUAUGAGGCCAGGCUCUGCAGUUUGCAUUGGCUUUGCUAAGCUGUGCAUUGUUUAGGACCAAAGCUAGGCUUGUCAUUCUACAAAGUUAUCAUUGUAUUGUAUAGUUUCAGGACUGCACUGUGCAGCCACUGCUCUAGACUGCAUUGAUCAUGCAAAAAAAAAAAAACUGUUGUAGAGAGCACAAUU